AUGAUUCACAGCUUUAUGAUAUCUAAUUAUCUUUCGAAGGAGAUUUUAAAUUCAAUGAACAUUAAAAAAAAUACAUUUAUCAAAAGUGGAAUUGAGAGGCAUCGAAGAGAUAUACAUUUUGAAGGAAAAUCAAAGUGGUCGGACUUAAAAUCCUCUGAUGUGUUUUUGUUUGUGUCUAACGGAUCCUUACAGUACAAGUCAUGGUUUAAAAGUUUAAUGGCUCUAUAUUACCCCGAUACAAAUUUAAAGGAAAUAAGUCAAAUUACCCUUGGAAGCGGAAAUCGAUAUCGAAGAUCGUCAGAUCUAAAUCAGCCGAAUACCGUAGCGACCGAAGAAUAUGAUUACGGAGACAUUACUGGUUAUGCUUAUAAGGGUGAACAGGCAUCUGGAAAUAACUUCAUUACUCCUGGUGAAUUUAACACCAAAUUAAUCUUGAAGGAUAAUAUUGGCUUAAUUUUGAAGAAAAACAAUAAAAAUGGAUAUGAUCAUCCUCAAAGAGAUUAUACAUCCGAUUAUAAGGGACAUUCGAAGCGUCAUAAUUAUGUUACCGAUUUCUCGAACCAGAAAAAAGAAAUCAAUUUCAAGGACAUAUCGGACAUCGCACUAACUACUUUAGCAUUUUUAUCGUUCGGAAUGUUUACUCUACAAGUGCUUAUGUGCAUAGUUAUGGUAACGUAUAAAUUAAAAAAAAACAAAAUAUAUAAAAACUAG
Drosophila erecta is the source of this 711-nucleotide messenger RNA. RefSeq lists its product as uncharacterized. The transcript is spliced from 4 exons. The record is from RefSeq and is a predicted model, not a curated record. NCBI's taxonomy places the organism in Eukaryota, Metazoa, Arthropoda, Insecta, Diptera, Drosophilidae. Bases 1 to 711 code for a protein of 236 amino acids.